Cicer arietinum (chickpea) is the source of this 3809-nucleotide messenger RNA. Its product is annotated as NAD kinase 2, chloroplastic. Gene Ontology annotation, biological process: NADP+ biosynthetic process; NAD+ metabolic process. Lineage: Eukaryota; Viridiplantae; Streptophyta; Magnoliopsida; Fabales; Fabaceae. Gene Ontology annotation, molecular function: NAD+ kinase activity. The record is from RefSeq and is a predicted model, not a curated record.
GCAUCUAAACACUCCUUAAGACUAUCAUUUGAGUUGAUCUAUAACAUAACAUUUCACAAAAUCUACAUAUAAAGUAAUAGGAUAUUUUUGUCAAAUCCUAGCCUCUUAACUUAGAAAAUUACCAUGGAUAACUUUGACUCAUAAUUCUUGAGAGUUGUAUUUAUUAAUUGAUAAAAUUGAAAGAUCAUUUUGACAGUGCUCACAAUCUGAAAAACCAAUGUUGGUGUCUCCUUGUACAUUUCCAGUGUCAAAUGAUAACAGUGCAAAAAGGAAGAAAAGAUCAAUGAGAAAGAAAAAGAAGGGAGAAACAAACAAUUCAGCACAUCACAAUAACAUCAAAAUCAAAAGCAAAGAAACGAACAACAUCUGUUUCCGACAGUGAAGUCCCUCCCAUGUUGGCGUGUAGUAUGUGCGCGUGCCACAUGGCAUUCUCCGUCAAUGCCAGAAUCUCGUCAUUCCGGUUGGAAUUGCAGAGGAAGACUAAGCUUACUCCCCGAAGAACACACCUCGUCACCGCUCAACUUUCCAACUCUUUUUCCUUUAAUAAUAUCGCUUUGGAUUCUCAGAGCUUGAAGUCCAUUGAAUCCCGUGAUGCAUCACGGUUACCUUGGGUGGGUUCAGUUCCGGGUGAUAUUGCUGAAGUGGAAGCAUACUGUAGGAUUUUUAGAAACUCUGAAAGGCUUCAUUCUGCAUUAAUGGAUUCCUUGUGUAACCCUUACACUGGUGAAUGUAGUGUUUCUGAUGAUGUUCCAUUCCAUGAGAAACCUCUCCUAGAAGAUAAAAUAGUUUCUGUCCUUGGAUGUAUGGUUGCACUUGUCAAGAGUGGGAGGGAGGAUGUUCUUUCUGGAAGGUUUUCCGUUAUGCCUCCUUUUCGUGCUGCCGAGCUUAGCGCUGUGGAGGAAACUCUUCCCCCACUCGCCAUUUUCAGGAGCGAGAUGAAAAUGUGUUGUGAGAGCUUGCAUGUUGCUCUUGAGAACUAUUUAGUUCCUGGUGAUGAUCAAAGUUUGGAUGUGUGGAGGAAACUUCAGAGACUGAAGAAUGUAUGCUAUGAUUCCGGUUUUCCUCGCAGAGAGGAUUAUCCGUGUCCUGCAUUAUUUGCAAACUGGAGUCCUGUAAAUUUGUCCAGUUCUAAAGAGGACUCAGAGUCGAAAGAAUCUGAAGCUGCUUUUUGGAUAGGUGGACAGGUAACAGAAGAAGGCCUUAAGUGGCUACGGGAUAAAGGAUAUAAGACUAUUGUGGAUCUCAGAGAAGAGAGUGUAAAAGAUGAUUUCUACCAAGCUGCUGUCAAUGACGCUGUUUCAUCUGGAAGUAUUGAAUUGGUCAAAAUCCCAGUUGAAGUUGGGACUGCACCUAAAAUGGAACAAGUUGAGAGGUUUGCAUCUCUUGUUUCAGAUAACAGCAAAAGGCCAAUCUAUCUGCACAGCAAAGAAGGAGUUUGGAGAUCGUCUGCCAUGGUUUCCAGAUGGAGGGAGUACAUGGCUCACUCUGCAUCACAGGUUGUUUCUAAUCAAGCAGUUAUUUCCCAUGGCAUGUUAUCAGAUUAUACUAAUGGAUCUGGGAAACUGCAGGACUUGAUGCCUGAUGAGAGAUCCUCCCUGGAAAAAGAUACCGAGUCGUUGCAAGAGGGUUUGGGUGCAAUACACAGUUCUAUUGAUUCAUUUGACCAAAGUACCUCUCCACAUAAUAAUAAUGAAAAAACACAAAGUAAAGGGACCUUGAGUGGAAUUAUUCCUAAUGACAGGACCUCAUCACAAGCUACUGCGGCUGAUGGAGAAAGAUCUUUUCCCACUUUCUCCCGAAAAACUAACCCUUUAGAAGCUCAAGUUCCUCCUCAUGAUAUAUUUUCCAAAAAAGAGAUGUCCAGAUAUUGUGGAAGUAAGAAGAUUUCGAAACCCUCUUUUUCCAGUAAUCAGGUCAAAAGGUUGGAAUGCUUGCCUGAUUCAAGGAACAAGCAUAUUAGAAGACUGCAGGGGCAAGGGAGUAUCAACAGUGGUCAAAAUCCCGAACCAAAAAUUGUGGGUCCAGCAGAAAGUUCCAAUGGGUCAGCUUUGGAUUAUCCAUUUAGAGAGCCCCAGCUUGUGGUUGGUAACAAGUGGAAAUUAGUGAAUGCGAAUCCUUCCAGUUCUGUUAAGACAACAUUUAAUGGUUUUAGUGAAAAAGAAAUGUAUUACACGACGGAUGUGAAUGGUAUUGAUAAUGUCACAGCAAACUCUCAAAGGAUUUUAGCUGACAAGGAUAAGGCAGGGAAAGACUUGGGAUUCAUUGAAGGAGACAUGUGUGCAACUUCAACGGGAGUUGUAAGGCUGCAAUCAAGAAAAAAAGCAGAGAUGUUCCUAGUACGAACGGAUGGAUUUUCUUGUAUAAGAGAAAAGGUGACUGAAUCUUCUUUGGCCUUCACUCAUCCUAGCACUCAGCAACAAAUGCUAAUGUGGAAAUCUACCCCAAAGACUGUGUUAUUGUUGAAAAAGCCUGGGGAGCACCUCAUGGAAGAAGCUAAAGAUGUUGCUUCUUUUCUAUAUUACCAAGAGAAAAUGAACGUAUUCGUGGAACCUGAUGUGCAUGAUAUAUUUGCUAGAAUUCCUGGAUUUGGGUUCAUUCAGACCUUCUAUACUCAAGAUAUUUGCGAUCUACAUGAGAAAGUAGAUUUUGUGGCAUGUUUGGGGGGAGAUGGCGUCAUAUUGCAUGCUUCAAAUCUAUUUAGAGGCGCCGUUCCACCUGUUGUGUCAUUUAACCUUGGUUCCCUCGGUUUUCUGGCUUCUCAUAGUUUUGAAGACUACAAGCAGGACCUACGACAAGUCAUCCACGGAAAUAAUAAGCGAGAUGGUGUAUACAUCACUCUCAGAAUGCGGCUCCGGUGUGAAAUUUUUCGCAAUGGUAAAGCUAUGCCAGGGAAAGUAUUUGAUAUUCUCAAUGAAGUUGUUGUUGAUCGGGGUUCUAAUCCGUACCUUUCAAAGAUUGAAUGCUAUGAACAUGAAAGACUUAUAACAAAGGUACAAGGUGAUGGAGUGAUCAUAGCCACCCCUACUGGAAGCACUGCCUAUUCUACAGCUGCUGGAGGUUCCAUGGUCCAUCCAAAUGUUCCAUGCAUGCUGUUUACCCCAAUCUGUCCACAUUCACUCUCAUUUAGACCAGUUAUACUUCCAGAUUCUGCUCAACUGGAAUUAAAGAUUCCAGAAGAUGCAAGAAGCAAUGCCUGGGUUUCAUUUGAUGGAAAGAGAAGGCAGCAACUUUCAAGAGGAGAUUCUGUACGAAUAUCUAUGAGUCAGCAUCCGCUUCCAACCGUUAACAAGUUUGACCAAACAGGUGAUUGGUUUCAUAGCUUGAUUCGCUGCCUAAAUUGGAAUGAAAGGCUUGACCAAAAGGCCCUAUAAAGCAUGUGAAAAUGAAGAUCAGAUAUGCGUUAUUCUCUUGUAUAGACUUAAUUGUUUAGUUAUCUUAUAUAGGUCAUAGCUAUAUAUUGAGAUAGCAGAAGUUUGAUAUAGUCACUGGUUACUACCAAUUUCUUACAUUGGCAUCCAAUGAGAAUAUAGGGUUUGCUAAUGGUUUUUCCACUUUAUUGUGGGGAGAUGCUGUUGUACACUGGCAUUGAAAGCUAUAAAUUGUUAAUCUUAUAAGCAGCUCAUUUGGCUCAUCUCAAAGUUUAUCAGUCUGCCAGACUGCAGUCUCCCUAUCUCAUUAUUGGACAUUGUUGAAAUAGCAGUAGUUAUAGUUUUUGUAGUUGCUAAGAUAGUUGUACUACUAUUACUAUUUGGCCGUACUUGGCCUCAUAUUAAUUAAUAUAAAUAACACAGGCAGAUGUUAGACAGUCA